This is a messenger RNA of Centropristis striata (black sea bass), 2224 nucleotides long. RefSeq names its product rho GTPase-activating protein 22 (gene arhgap22b). The record is from RefSeq and is a predicted model, not a curated record. The transcript has 8 exons. Gene Ontology annotation, biological process: activation of GTPase activity; signal transduction. Gene Ontology annotation, molecular function: GTPase activator activity. Lineage: Eukaryota; Metazoa; Chordata; Actinopteri; Perciformes; Serranidae. Gene Ontology annotation, cellular component: focal adhesion. The coding region runs from base 15 to 2006 and encodes 663 amino acids.
CCCGGUCCAAGAGCAUGGUGAUGGGCGAGGUCUCCCGGGGGUCCUGCCGGCCCGCCUCCCCCAGCCUCCAGGAGGGGGCGCUGAAGGCCGGCUGGCUGAAGAAGCAGCGCAGCAUCAUGAAGAACUGGCAGCUCCGCUGGUUCACGCUGCGCUCAGAACACCUCUUCUUCUACAAGGACGAGGAGGAGACCAAGCCUCAGGGCUGUAUACCUCUGCAGGGUUGCCAGGUCAACGAGCUCACAGCCAAUCCAGAUGAACCAGGAAGACACCUGUUUGAGAUCGUACCAGGAGGGUCUGGGGACAGGGACCGGGCCCCCGUCAGCCAUGAGUCCUUCCUGCUGAUGGCCAACUCUCAGACGGACAUGGACGACUGGGUCAAAGCCAUCCGGAGGGUCAUCUGGGCUCCUCUGUCUCCUGUGUGUGUCUCAGGUAUAUUCGGCCAGCGGUUGGAGGACACGGUGCAGUACGAGAGGAAGUCGGGCCCCCGGCUGGCCCCCCUGCUGGUGGAGCAGUGUGUGGACUUCAUCAGGGGCCGAGGUCUGGACGAGGAGGGGCUCUUCAGGAUGCCGGGGCAGGCCAACCUGGUCAAAGAGCUGCAGGAGGCCUUCGACUGUGGAGACAAGCCUCUGUUUGACAGUAACACAGACGUCCACACGGUGGCGUCCUUGCUGAAGUUGUACCUGCGAGAGCUUCCUGAACCAGUCAUUCCUUUCUCCAAAUACGAAGACUUUCUCACCUGUGCACAGCUUCUGGCCAAAGACGAGGAGGAGGGGGUCCAGGAGCUGGGAAGGCAGGUUAACACUCUACCUCUAGCCAACUACAAUCUCCUCACAUACAUAUGCAAGUUCCUUGAUGAGGUCCAGUCCCACUCCGGAGAGAACAAGAUGAGCGUCCAGAACCUCGCCACAGUAUUUGGACCAAAUAUCCUCCGACCCAAGAUGGAGGACCCCGUCACUAUCAUGGAAGGAACCUCUCUGGUCCAGCACCUGAUGACAAUCCUCAUCAGGGAACACGACCGUCUGUACUCAGGGAGGGACCAGGAGGGGGCCACCGUGCCCCAAACGGAGCUCCCGGUCCAGGGCCACCAGCUCCAGCACCGCAGCCUCGGAGCCUGGAUCUCAGAGGAAGACCUCCAGAGCUGCCCGCCGUCCAACCCCGACCAAGACCUGCACAGCAGCGCCUCGUCUCUGGACGCCAAACUGUGUGCAGCCGUCACCCCCACCACCGUGACCCCCACCCAGACCCCCACCCCAACCCUGAACCCCGGACCCAAACCGGGGUCCCCAUCAGGGAAAGGAGACGCCGUGGUCAGCCCGAGCAAACAAGCCAAGACCAUCCCUUCCUGGAAAUAUUCCUUUAAAAGUUCGUCUGCGCCUCGUUCCCAGCAACAAGGCAAGCAAAGCAGCAACGGCGGCGGCAACGGCGGCGGUGGCAGCUCCGCGGCGGAUACCACGAGCACGUCUUCAGGUGGGGGAGGGGGUGGGAGUGGAGGGAACUGGCUCAUGAACGGUCUGUCGUCGCUACGGGGACAUCGGCGUACGUCUUCAGGAGAACGUUCGGCCAGAGAUCGUGACUCCACCGGCUCCUCGCAGAGACUCUCCACCUACGACAACGUCACCUCCUCCUCCAGCACCGGCAGCGUCCCCAGCGUCUCCAGCACGCCGUGGUCCACGUCCUCCUGCGAAAUCUCCGUCCCCGACUCAGGAGCCGAGAACUGUGGAGCAGGGGGUGAAAUAACUGGGGACAAAGGGGAUUGGGUGGAGGGCCAGAGGGAGCCGACGGAGCCGAGCUCGGAGCAGGACAGCUGCGAGGCCAUGGAGCUCUGCAGCAGCAGCGCCGCCUGCAGCGAGAACGGGAACAGCGUUGCCGUGGCGGCCGGCGUGCCGUCCAUUAUCAUGUCUGAGGAUGGAGACGGGAAUAAUCUGACACUCGGCGGUCUGGUGGAAGGACUGAAGGACGAGUUGCGGAAACAGAAGACUUCCUACGAGGCCAGGAUCCAAAAGUAAGUCUUCUUAAGGGUUCGGGGGUUCCUAAAGUGGUGCCAGAUGGGAAACUAACUUAUAUUGAAGUUUAUUUUUGUAGGAUAAGCCCUGUGAGUUGUCACAACUCGUUUACCAGGGGGUCCUAGCACAAAACAUCAAGACAUAACACAACUCAGCACAAUACAAUGAAAGGAAACAAUACAAUACAGACAAUAAAAUAAAAUGUGUUAAAAAUAUGAUCC